GUGACCCGAGUGGCGGGAGGAGCUUGUUUGCCAACCAUGCCCGGGCUGCACAAAACCGGGGGUCUCGUGGCGUCAGCAGCAGGCUCCUUCUGUCGGCUUUUUUUCUCGCAGAUAAGAAGCUGCUCAGCUCUUUCAGCCUCAUCAGUCAAACCAGUGAUCGCAUCCAAGGAACCUUUUCCAGUGGACUUAAUAAUAGAGAAACGCUAUGCCUGGUGUGCUUGUGGACAUAGCCAAAAGCAGCCCUUCUGUGAUGGAACCCAUAAGAAAAGUUCCCCAGAAAUCUCUCCCCUGAGAUUCACAGCUGAAAAAUCGAAAAAGGCCUGGUUAUGUGGGUGCAAAUAUACCAAGAAUCCUCCCUACUGUGAUGGCACCCAUAAAGAAGAUUUUGUGCAAAAGACUGACCUCCAUACUCAGCCACAGAUAUAAUGGGAGUCCGUUGUGGAAAUGGAAGAAGAGACAGAACUCAUCAGGAAAUCAGACUUGGGGGGUUAAUACUUCAAGACAUCCUACUGUGGAAACCUUAUUAAAGUGAAGGGGAGCUGGA
Protobothrops mucrosquamatus (brown spotted pit viper) is the source of this 544-nucleotide messenger RNA. RefSeq names its product CDGSH iron sulfur domain 3 (gene CISD3). Gene Ontology annotation, molecular function: 2 iron, 2 sulfur cluster binding. The transcript has 3 exons. Bases 37 to 426 code for a protein of 129 amino acids. The record is from RefSeq and is a predicted model, not a curated record. Gene Ontology annotation, cellular component: intracellular membrane-bounded organelle. Lineage: Eukaryota; Metazoa; Chordata; Lepidosauria; Squamata; Viperidae.